CCCGAGCGAAGUCGACGGUGUCAUUUUAGUUUACCAACGAUCACUGCACCUGAACCUUGCCGCAACGCAAAUACAAACUGGUCAACACUUCCUUCCCUGAGCUUCACCGCGGUGCCGAGGGAUACUAGUGCAACGUUUACACACGCUAAAGCAGCAUGCAGUCACAGGAGGCGAAUGACACGCUUUCUGAGAGUCCGAUUGUCUAGGAGCGUCAACAAUCGCUUUCGGGCUUCGGCUAGCGAGCAGGAAUGGCGGGGAAGGACUCUAAGCGCCGGUACAUCAACUACCGGGUCGACGCGUACCUGACGACGAAGUUAAUCUCUCGAGGAAAGCAGCAGAAGCCUCGCGAGUGCUGUGGCAGCAGUGAAGCGUGGCUGAGAUUUUUCAAUCACAUCAAAUUCUGUGUUGUUUGCUGCGCGUCCUUGACUCAAGCGACGGCGCCAUGGAUGCUCUGUGCCGGCGAGGUGUCGGCAGUUCUGCUCAUAUACUUCCUGGCCACGUCCCGGUCGUUGGUCCUUCACCAGCGCCACUUCUCGUUCACGCGGAGCCUCGAGGACGUGGUCGGCAUCUGCUGCACGCGCGCAGCCAUACUGAGCCUAUCUUAUGCCAUCGGCCAACGCUAUGUGCACAGGCCUUACCUUUACGUAUCGUACCUGCUGGCAGCGCUGUGCCUGCCGUACAUAGUGGUGAAGACCAUUAUGUUCCGCUACGGGCCGGACGGUGUCGCUGCGGCGUUCCUGCUUUCCAUUGCCGGACUGUGCAGCAUUGGGCACGUGCUGGCCGCCAGGCGGACUGUGGAGUGGGCACGGCGGCGUUAUCAGAUGGGGCUGGCGGGCUUCGGCAUGCCGUGGGAGGAGGGCGAGGACGCCUGGGUGAUGCUGCGGCGGCCGGACCUGGAGGACAUGACUAAGACCAGCGACGGCGGGGGCCCGGACAGCAGUGAGGACGUGCCGGCAGAGAUGCUCGCGGACGACGACUCCAAGUUUGUGGAGCUGGAGCCGGGCCUUAAGGUGCACUACAAGGAAGUGGCGCCAUCGGCAGCGGCUGGUGCAUCGGGGCUCGGCGGGCCCAACGGCGCCACCACGGGCAUUGUGCUUGUGCACGGGUUCGGUGGCGGCGUGUUUGCAUGGCGGCACGUGAUGGAGGCGCUGGCGAUGCAAUGUCAUUGCCGCGUCAUAGCGUUCGACAGGCCAGCAUUUGGUCUGACGUCCCGGCCAAAGGCAACGGACCAGAACAACCCUUACACGAUGGCCUCGCAAUCGCAGCUCGUCCUGCAGCUCUGCUCGGCGUUGGGGCUCCGGCAGGUGGUGCUGGUGGCGCACGCCGACGGCUGCUUGGUCACGUUGCGGGCAGCAGCCACCUCUGCCAACUACUACCAGCAGCAGGGCCUGUACCUGCAGCCGACCAUGGGGCUCGGCGGGCAGCAGUGCGGCGGCGGCAGCAGGUGUGGCGCGCCGGACCCGGCGCGGAGCCCCCCUACAUCCGCGGACUCCUCGCCCAAGUUCACCUCGGGGUCGCCGGGCUCCCCCGGCCUGGAUCAGUACCAGGGGACAGGGCAGGCCGGCGGCUCGCAGGGUCAGCACGGCAUAUCACUGGGUGCAUCGCCGGGCAUACCAGCUCCGCAGCGGACCCUAAGCGGCGGAGGCUCCGGUGCGCUCUCGGCUGCGGCGUUUGCCGCAGCCGCUGCGGCGGGCGGCGAGUCCGGCCUCUCUGGGCACCAGUUGGGGGCGGGCAGUGGCAUUGCACCCACCUUGCCGCAGUCGACGGCGGCGCUGGACUGGGAGCGGGAAGGCGGUCGGGCCGUGGUGGCGGCAGCAGAUGUUGCUGUCCGGUCAGGGAAUAGCAGCAUACAUAUCGGCGCGCCCGCUGCUGGGCCAGGCUCAGCGAUUGCCAGCCGGGGCGCAUCGCAACACCACAUCAGUCUUGCCAUGCCGCCCGCCUCACACCACGUGCUGCCGGGCGGGGCUGUGAGCGCUGGCAGCGCGCACGUGCACCAUCCCAGCGCGGCGGCGGCGUGCUGCGUGACGCUGGCCGACAUUGAGUCGGUGUCCGGGCGGGGCGACGCGGGCUCGGAGCUGGACCGCGCGUCCGCCACUAGCACCUCGAUCACCACCACGCUAGCGACGCAGGCACACCACCGGCGGGCACAGUCAGUGCCAGGGCCGGUCAGCGGGGGCCAAGGGCCCUGCAACCGCAACGCGGACGGCUGGGAGACGUGCAGCUGCGGCGCCGGGCCCAGCAGCUCCCGAGCGCCGCCCUUCGUGCUUGGGCUGGUGCUGCUGCACCCCAACCUCAGCGGCGUCAUUGGGCCGGCGUUCGGGCGCAUCCUGGCGCGCUCCACGCUCGGCCGCUCCAUCCUGCGACCGCUGCUGCGCACCGAGGUGGGCGAGAUCGCCAACCGGCGCGCCUGGCACAACACCGACAAGCUGACGUCGGAAGUGCUGGAGCUCUACAAGACGCCGCUGCGGGUGGAGGGCUGGGACGCGGCGCUGAUUGAGACGACACGGCAGCGCAAGGACUCGUGCCAGGGAGAUCUGGCCGCGUACUGCAACUCGGUGCAGCCCAUCCCCACGCUCGUCGCCACAGGCGAGCACGACCGCAUCAUGCCGCCAUGCAAGACGGAGUCGCUGGCCUCGGACCUGCCGCACGCGCGGUUGGCGGUGCUGCACGACUGUGGCCACCUCUCGCACGAGGAGGCGCCCAGCGCUCUGCUGGAGCAGCUGGUGCCGUUCUGCGGCGAGGUGCUGUGCCACCCGCCCGUCGUGAUGGGCGGCGCGCUGGCGCCGUUCCUGCGGACAUGAGGGAUUGGGCGCCGCGCCCUGCCCUGCCCUGCCAAGUGAGCGGUCAGGGGCAGGGAGCGAGAGAGGGCCGUGGCCAAUGGCGUGGGCUUGGCGACUGACGUACGGGCUACGGUGGGCAACGAAGGGAUGGCGGUUGCUGGUUGGCCGGGAACGAGGCUGGAGCCUGAAGUGGGUGUGGAGUGACGGGUCUGAGAUUUGAGCGGCAGGUUUGCGUGGUGGAGCGGAGGAGUACAGCCAGGUCGCCGAUGCUUAGCCAGGCGCAAGGACCGGCGCACUAGAGUUAGUUAACUUGACUAAACGCUGUGCUCUUGCGUAUGUGUGCGUUGCUCUUGGGUGGAUUCAUCAACCGUGGGCAAAUUUACGUUCUUAAAUCUUUGGGAUUAUAGUUGCUGUGCAGGGAAUACGCGUGGGGAAUACGCUAAUGCACAUUACGGACUGUACAGAAUGACACAGGAACUGCUCAACUAUAGGAGCUGCCCUGGCAGUGGGUGUUGGACAGGUAGGACCUUGGGUAGGACAGACGCACACGUGCUUGGUAUCUCCGGACAACGGCGCGAGCCACGGAUGGCCCUAAUACUGUGGGGGCAUGUCGCACCCGUGUAGGGCACUGCAGUAACAAAGAACAAGUUCGUUGUAACUUGUGAGCCAC
This is a messenger RNA of Chlamydomonas reinhardtii, 3450 nucleotides long. RefSeq lists its product as uncharacterized. The coding region runs from base 249 to 2801 and encodes 850 amino acids. The record is from RefSeq and is a predicted model, not a curated record. The transcript is spliced from 11 exons. Lineage: Eukaryota; Viridiplantae; Chlorophyta; Chlorophyceae; Chlamydomonadales; Chlamydomonadaceae.